AACUGCUCGUUUAAGUCAUCUUUCUUACCAUAAAAACUUGGCACCGAACAACCGCCCGGCGUCUCCAUCCCGCUGGAAUCCCCAGGAAUACAAAGUUCUUAUCUCGCUCCACACGUUGCUUGUCUGUGACUAUUAACAAACAGCAUUGUGUUCGCGUGAGUGAGCGGGCGGGAGGCGGAGAGCGCGAGUAUAUAAACGCUCCUGUACUAGAGUGAGCUCGAGACUCUAGAAUGAUGCAUUGAGAAGACCGCAUCUUAAAUCUGAAGAUUUGUCACUGUUUGCGAAUUUAUUUGGACUAUCACCGUUUGUGCUACAUCAGGGACUUGCAUAAGAUUAAAUAAAAUGGAUUUGAGGAUUAUUUUUCCAGUGUUGUCUAUGCUGUCAUCUGGGAUUUUUGACUUUGCUGCUCCAGCAUCUUUGGGUCAUGGCACAGAACCAGGCACGUCAAUCUCUGCACACCACUCCAGGACUAAGAGAUGCUCCUGUGCAAGUUUUAUGGAUAAAGAGUGCGUCUACUUUUGCCACCUGGACAUAAUAUGGGUCAACACACCAGAGCGAACGGUGUCAUACGGACUUGGAAACGCUCCACGGAAGAAGCGCUCAGUCACGGAACCUGUUGUGCCCAAGUCUCGCUGCAAAUGUGCAGAUACCAAAGACAAAACAUGCUCUUCAUUCUGUCAACCGAACAAUGCGAUAUGGUAUAAAGACAAGGCCAUCCAUGCCUCCCAGGGCCACGAUUGUGCCGAGAAGCAAUGCAAACACAAGCUGGCAGUCAAACAGACAAAGAUUAGACGGGUAAAAAACACAGAAGAGAUUGGAGAUGUCCUCUCCAGGGUGAGGGCCGUCAAGAACAUCCAUCUUCUCCUGGAGAAGUGGCGAGUGAGGCAGCGCCAGAGGCCACGAGCGAGGAUGACUGAAAACGCUUCCUCGUAGAGCUCAACCUCAGCUUUUGAGCUUCGCUGAUCCACCACAGGAUUUUCCUGAAUACGAAGCUCCUCUCUGCUCAUUCAUUGCACACGUCAUGCAUUUGUCAGGUGUGUUGGAAUACCUACGGAUGCAACCGUCUUGGAUUGCGGUGUUUGUCAUGGGGUCUCCGCCCUCGGGGAGAGUGUGGAGCUCAACGGGAAGAAGAAUCAAACUUCUGAUGGAGAAGUUGACUGAAACAAACCGAACCUCAAAUUAUCAAGGCUAACCUCUACCAACUUUUCUGAACUAGAACUUUUGAUCCAUGGGAUAUUAGUCGGUCCUCCAGAUUAAACUGAUCGCAAAUCAAGACUUUGCAUUGAAGAUACUCGUUGCACAGGAGGAAUAUGCUAAAUGAAACUGUGGACUCCAGAAACCCAAAGCGGUGUGUGUGUGUGUGUGUGUGAUGCCCAUCCAGCCACUAGACUCUGGUGGAAGAACGGCUCUGGUUCUUGUUACUGGACUUUAUACACUGUAAAACAAUGAAGCUCUGCAAUUGUGUCAAUGCAUCAAUGGAAAUGUUAUUUUUCACAUUUAUGUUAAAUAUCUUUAAUUCAGCCAUAUUGGCUAAUAAGAUUUUCUUAAUGUUAUUAUUUCUGUGAAAUGAUAAUAUUUAAUUGCCAUUUUUGUGGUUACCAUUUUUAAUUAAUAAUAAAUAUGUUGCAUUAUUUAAACGA
This is a messenger RNA of Pimephales promelas (fathead minnow), 1640 nucleotides long. It is a transcript of the gene edn1, whose product is annotated as endothelin 1. Gene Ontology annotation, cellular component: extracellular region. The record is from RefSeq and is a predicted model, not a curated record. Gene Ontology annotation, biological process: regulation of systemic arterial blood pressure by endothelin; regulation of vasoconstriction; intracellular calcium ion homeostasis. Gene Ontology annotation, molecular function: endothelin B receptor binding; hormone activity; endothelin A receptor binding. Lineage: Eukaryota; Metazoa; Chordata; Actinopteri; Cypriniformes; Leuciscidae.